Tuber melanosporum (Perigord truffle) is the source of this 3668-nucleotide messenger RNA. RefSeq lists its product as uncharacterized. Gene Ontology annotation, biological process: regulation of DNA-templated transcription. The transcript has 9 exons. The record is from RefSeq and is a predicted model, not a curated record. Gene Ontology annotation, molecular function: histone acetyltransferase activity. The coding region runs from base 308 to 3115 and encodes 935 amino acids. Lineage: Eukaryota; Fungi; Ascomycota; Pezizomycetes; Pezizales; Tuberaceae.
CUUUCCCUCAACGCGUCUUGGAAUCGCCAUCUCCGCUUAUUUUCAACCGCAGGUUUAUAAGUUUCCUGAAAAGUCAACAAUUACAACCUCAUAAAUCGCAACUCUUGUAUUCAAACUACCGCAACCGAAUAAUUGUCGCCGCCGGUGACAGCUUCCAACGAUCAACCAUUUCUACAUCUAAUACCGGGGAGGGAAGCCUAGCUGGAGGUUUAGAUCAGUUAGUCGGAUUUACCACGAAGCUGCCAAGUUGUUUUCUCUACAUACACGGGUGUUGACACUCCUCGCCUCCGACCCCGGCUGCGGUGGUAUGGAGGGUCUGAGGGGUGGAGAAGGAGAGGACGACAGUGACAUUGAAAGUGUUGCGUCAACCAGAUCCCGGAGGUCCACUUGCUCUAUCGGGAGGCGGAAGCGAGGUGACUUAGAUCCUAGGGGCGCUGAAGAAGACGAGGAGACCGAAGACCAGUCCUCUGCAGAUGACAGAUCGCCUUCUGAAUCGUCCUCCGCCGUCUCCUCUUCCUCAGACGAUGAUGACGAUGAAUACGGGGAGGAUGAUGAAGAGGAAGAGGAAUGGCAAGCUGACAAGAAUGGGGAGCCUUGGCAAGGUGUUGAAGACGAGGAUGCCGAAAAGCCCACGAAGAAUCUCUGCAUACAUUGCGACAAAGACGAAGAUAACGAUCCUAGCCCCGAAUAUGAAGAUCCGCUUGAAUGCAUCUGUGGCUCCUUUGCUCACAAGCAAUGCGAUCGUGAAGCUAAUGAAUGUGGUGGAGUAAAGUCAGCCUUCGACGAAGAAACAUCAAAAUGGCGAUGUCCAUCAUGUGCUGCGGGGGGUCAUGAGCCAGUAUCGAGUCAGAAAGGCUUAUCUUCCCAGUCUAAGCAUUAUAGGCGGCCAAACACGGCUAAAGAAACGCCAAGACUAAGGGAACGAAAGCGGAAGCGUGAUGAUUCAAAUGAAGAUGCAAUAAACUCUCGUCGAAGAAAACGAGGAAAAUUCGAUCUCCCAAAGAAGAAGUACGGGAACACGAGCGAGGACGAGGAUGGUGAGUUUGAGCUCGAGCCAGAAGAUGAACAUCGGAUGGAGAUUUCCCAUGACGAAGAACAAGACGCUGUCUCGACAAGUUCGGAUAUACAGGAUACACCUCCCAAAGGAAAACAAAGAUUAUAUGAACCACGAACACCAGUUGUUACCUAUAAAAAAACGGCACGCAAAUUCCACUUACAUAUCACAAACCUCACACCAGGCAAAUUAGCGACUGUCCUUGCAACAAUUUCUAAUCCAAAUCUCAUCCAGCCGAAACCGAAGUCAAUACCGUCGGGCCCGAAAACAGAGGUUCAUAAGCCAGAGAAAUUGCCCGCCCGCAGGGGCCGGCCCCUUAAAUCUGCGACUGCUAGAGCCCCGCCAAAGACCCAUAUACCCAAACCAGUCUUCCAUAAUUUCUCACCCCAAGAUAAUGAAAAGUCUAAACCUUAUGGUGGGAUUCUUACUGAAGAGGAGGCAUCUACUGAAUUAACUCUGCCUGGGGCCGAGGAAAGAGACCGCUUUGAAAAGGCUCGUGCUGAGGCAGAAGCAGAAAAAGAAACCCGUUUGGUAAUAUCUGCAUCGCUCAACCCCCAACCCAAGCAAAAGAACAGGGACCGGAAUACCAGAUUUGCGGAUGCUUCGAAGAUCGAAUGUAUCCAUUUCGGGGAAUACGAAAUUGAUACUUGGUAUACUGCACCUUAUCCACAAGAGUACAGCGAAAACCGCGUGUUGUGGAUAUGCGAAUUUUGCUUAAAGUAUAUGAACAGCGAGUAUGUCGGAUGGAGACAUAAGAUGAAAUGUGAGAGCAAACAUCCGCCAGGCGAUGAGGUAUACAGAGAUGGUUCAAUAUCUGUUUUUGAAAUCGAUGGCAGAAAGCACUCACUAUACUGUCAAAAUCUGUGUGUGCUUGCAAAGCUGUUCUUGGGAUCCAAAACGUUAUAUUACGAUGUGGAACCAUUUCUAUUUUAUGUGAUGACUGAAUGCAAUGAGUUUGGAAUGCACUUUGUAGGAUAUUUCUCAAAGGAAAAACGCAUAUCAAGUCAGCACAAUGUAUCCUGUAUUUUGACAUUGCCGAUACACCAGCGCAAAGGAUACGGGAAUCUACUUAUUGCAUUCUCUUAUCUACUUACGAGACACGAAAAUAAAACAGGGUCGCCCGAAAAGCCAUUCUCUGAUCUUGGAUUGUUGUCCUAUCGAAACUAUUGGAAACUAACUUUAUGUUAUGAGCUCCGUAGCCAAUCAGCGCCAGUAACUAUCGUUCAGCUUUCACAACGCACUGGGAUGACACCGGACGACGUCGUUUGUGGUCUAGAGGCAUUAAAUGCUCUGGUACGGGAUCCAGUUACUGGAACCUACGCCUUACGCAUUGACUAUCCCGCCCUUGAAGCCCAUAUCCAAAAGUGGGAGGCCAAAGGGUAUGUAAAGCUCAAUCCAGACGCGCUUGUUUGGACGCCUUAUGUUGUUGGACGAUCCCAAGCUGUGCAACUUAACGAGCCUUUGCCGACAAUCGCACCAAGGCCUGAGCCGGCGGCACUCAGCAAUAUUGGAGAAGACAGAGGAGGCAAUGCAAUUGGAGACCAGGGACGGAAUGGUAGUAGAUCUUUAACAGGGGACGCCAUGGACAUGGACAAAAUCGUCCCGACCCUUCAUACGUUUGAUUUAAAGGUUCCCGAGACCCCCUUCACCCCCUUUGCUCCUCUGAGGGCAACCCCAUUGGCUAUGAAAUUUGCAUCUCCUAGCAAGUGGAACUCGCAAAUGAAGUCAUUCAUGCAGGACGAUAACACCGACGAUAUACCGCCCACUAGAUUUGAAAUUGUCCCCCCGCCGCCUGGAAGUUAUACCAAGAAGAUGCGUGCAGGGUCUUCGGUUCCCCGAGGAAGAACACCAGGCACCAAAAACCGGAGAGGACGGAAAACACUAGACACGCCGAACGGAUUCUCAUCUGGAAAGGCAAGAGGAGAGGGUACAAGAGAUUUCCACGGAAGCCCCUCAAGCUCUGCUGGGCCCCACCAGGAAGGUGAUCAGGAAGGCGUACCAUCUGGUGUGGACCCCGGAAUGCGCCCUGGUCCGAGUUUAGUGGUAGCAUCGGAAGUGUAAUACAAUGGGUAGUAAAAGGGUUUUCUCAACCAGGAGUUUGUCAGUUCAUUCUCCGCUGUCCUUGGGGGAUUUGAAGCCUCUAAUAAAACAAUUUCAUACUUCCACCGAUUCAAUCACCCUCAAACGUCUUUGGAGAUUGUUUCUUUUUAUUUUUAUCUUCAGUGGGUCAGUGUAAUUAAGGCUUCUGUAUUGUAUCUUAAACGUUUCCGGGGUUUGGGAUUUAGUUUGCGGAUGGAAAUGGUAUUUUCUACUGUCUAGGGUUAUUACAAUACGGGCGUUUCUCUCAAGGGUAUUCUUUUUUUUUCUUCUCACAGGAUCUGAUAGCCUCGUUAUAUUUUCCCUCUCACAAGCCCCUCUUCUGUGCUCUUCUGAAUGCGGGGGGACUGGUUUCACCGGCUGGUAUAGGGAAUUGUUUUUCUCACUUUUACCUUCUAUACCACAUGCAAGAGACUAGGGGGUGUCAAAAGUUUUUGCAGCUACACACUCUACCCUAGAGUGCCAUGGCUGGUGUCUAGUUCUACAUAAUUCAUAUUCGGACUUGGGAUAUACGGUA